ACUCUUCCUUGUGAAAUGCAAAAAGAUACCCUCCCUCAUCUCUUCUCUGCACAUCUACAGAGGUAAGCCAUUCAAGGGAAAGUUUUGAAGCCCAAAAUAACCAGAAAACCCAGACCAAAACAAAAGCUCUUCUCUUUUUCUUUCAGCAAAUCAAAGCAUCAGAAGGAAACCCUUCAAAUUUUCAUCUUUUUCAACCAAAACCCAUUUCCCAAAUCCCUCCAAGAACCAGAAACAGCCAUGAUUGGAUCCAUUUGAAGAAUACCCCAAAUGGGUUUUCCCUCAAAACCCGUUCUUUGCCUUCUCUUUCUUGUUUUCUUUACCAGUCUUACUGUCACUGAAUCUGCCACUGACUACAACUCCUUGGUUUACAAAGGUUGUGCAAAGCAGGCUCUUUCAGAUCCAACUGGGGUUUACUCUCAAGCUCUAUCUGCCCUUUUUGGUACCUUGGUCUCGCAAUCCACCAAGGCCAAAUUCUUCAAAACUACUAGUGGGUCUGGCCAAACAACCAUCACUGGUCUCUUCCAAUGCAGAGGAGAUCUCACAAAUAGUGACUGCUACAAAUGUGUGAGCAAUCUUCCUGAACUGUCAGACAAACUUUGUGGCAAGACCGUUGCGGCAAGAGUCCAGCUUUAUGGGUGCUACAUGCUCUAUGAGGUUGCUGGGUUUGCUCAGAUUUCAGGCAUGGAAAUGUUGUACAAGAGUUGUGGUUCAACAAAUGUGGCAGGGGCUGGGUUUGAGGAGAAGAGGGAUACAGUCCUUUCAAUGAUGGAAAAUGGGGUUGCUAGUAGUCAUGGAUUCUAUACCACAAGCUAUGAAUCUCUUUAUGCUUUGGGACAGUGUGAGGGAGAUGUGGGGGAUGCAGAUUGUGGGGAGUGUGUGAAGAAUGCUGCUCAGAGAGUUCAGGUUGAAUGUGGUAGUGCUAUUUCAGGCCAAGUUUAUCUGCACAAAUGCUAUGUUAGCUUCAGUUAUUAUCCAAAUGGGGUUCCCAAAAGAUCAUCAUCAUCAUCAUCUUCUUCUUCUUCAUCUUCUUCUUCUCCAUCAGGAACAGGCCAGAAUACAGGGAAGACAGUGGCUAUAAUUUUGGGAGGGGCAGUAGGAGUGGGAUUCCUGGUUAUUUGCUUGUUGUUUGCAAGAAAUUUAAUGAAGAAACAUGAUGAUUUUUGAGGGGAAUAGCAGGUGAAUUGAUGGAUUACAGCUUUGAAGAGAAUUUUCUUUUGCGGUUGUAUUUAAUUUUACUACAUUUUUUUCUUCUGCUAAAGGAGAAAGAAAUUUUGUGAUUACCAGAAUUGGUGACUAAACAGUAAUUAGAAAAAACCAGUUGGGGAAUGAGAUGGAGGUAUGGAAUUUUUGUGAAAAGGAAUUGAAUGCAAGAGAUAGAAUGAAUGUUUUGUCAUUUUGUAGUUGCAGAGGAAGGAAGGAGGUUAUGAGAGUAAUAGGUUUUUGGCCAAUUGUCAUGUGAUUAUUGUCUCUUUCCCCUCUU
This is a messenger RNA of Tripterygium wilfordii, 1480 nucleotides long. Its product is annotated as plasmodesmata-located protein 2-like. The transcript is spliced from 3 exons. The record is from RefSeq and is a predicted model, not a curated record. Gene Ontology annotation, cellular component: plasmodesma. Lineage: Eukaryota; Viridiplantae; Streptophyta; Magnoliopsida; Celastrales; Celastraceae. Bases 268 to 1164 code for a protein of 298 amino acids. Gene Ontology annotation, biological process: plasmodesmata-mediated intercellular transport; transport of virus in multicellular host.